Triticum turgidum subsp. durum (durum wheat) is the source of this 1743-nucleotide messenger RNA. Lineage: Eukaryota; Viridiplantae; Streptophyta; Magnoliopsida; Poales; Poaceae. The record is from the annotation of a GenBank genome assembly.
AUGACCGCCGACCCGUCCUCCUCGUCGUCGUCGGCCGCCGCGGCGCCGUCGGUGAAGGGCGUGGCGAGGGCGCUGUCCCAGCACCACCGCGCCGUCGUCGCCUUCCUCUUCGGCUUCUUCGUCAUCCUCGUGCUCUACACGACCGCGUCCGGCCAGUUCGGGACGCCCAACACCAUCGUCGCCCUGCGGUCCACGCCAGCCGAACAGAAUGGCAGGACGUCUCCUCCUCCUCCUCCUCCUCCAGCGUCGUCGUCGGCGCCAGACAAUAAUAAUUCCACACAAGGUGCAGUACAUGACAUGGAAAAUGGCAAGAAGGACGAGGCAGCCAAGACGAUGGGACAAGUACGCAUCGAAGACAAAAACGUUGUACCUGGAAGAACUGACAUGAAUAAAACGACUGUUGUUAAUUCAGAUAACGUGCAAGCGAAUAGGACAGACCAGUCAGGCCAGACAGUGAAUGAAGCUAGCGACAGGAUGGAGGAAGAGCUCAUUCGGCAAGAACUCGGUCAAGACGGCGGCAAGAAUGAGAGCAACGUCAAGCAUGGUGCCCCGCCCAAGCCCAUCUGCGACCUGUCCGACCCCAGGUACGACAUCUGCGAGAUCACCGGCGACGCCCGGGCCAUCGGCGGCAACCGCACCAUCCUCUAUGUCCCGCCCGCAGCCGAGCGCGGCGCCGACGGCCAGGAGUGGGCUAUCAAGGACCAGUCCCGCAAGUACCUGGAGUACAUCGAGAAGGUGACGGUCAAGACCCUGAGCGCCGCGGAGUCCCUGGUGGCGCCCGAGUGCACCUCCCGGCACGCCGUCCCGGCCGUCGUGUUCGCCAUGAACGGGCUCACGUCCAACCCGUGGCACGACUUCAGCGACGUGCUCGUCCCGCUCUUCAUCACCGCCCGCGCCUACGACGGCGAGGUCCAGUUCCUCGUCACCGACCUCCAGCCGUGGUUCGUCGACAAGUACCGCCUCAUCCUCGCCAACCUGUCCCGCUACGACAUCGUCGACUUCAACAAGGGCGCCGGCGUCCGCUGCCACCCGCGCAUCGUCGUCGGCCUCCGCAGCCACCGCGACCUCGGCAUCGACCCGGCCCGCACGCCGCGCAACUACACGCUGCUGGACUUCCGCGUGUACAUCCGGGACAUCUUCUCGCUGCCGCCCGACGGCCUUGGCAUCCCGUACAAGGAGGCAAACAAGAACGCGACCGGCGGCGUCGAUGGUGGCACGGGGAAACGGAAGCCGCGGCUCAUGCUCAUCAACCGUGGCCGGAACAGGAAGUUCGUCAACAUCCCGGAGAUCUCCGCGGCGGUGCAGGCCGCCGGGUUCGAGGUGGUGGUCGUGGAGCCGCGCCGUGACCUGAGGCUCGAGGAGUUCUCCAAGGUGGUGGACUCGUGCGACGUGCUGAUGGGCGCGCACGGCGCCGGGCUCACAAACUUCUUCUUCCUCCGCACCGACGCGGCGAUGCUGCAGGUGGUGCCGUGGGGCCACAUGGAGCACUCGGCCAUGAUAUUCUACGGCGUGCAGGCCAAGGAGAUGAGGCUGCGGGACGUCGAGUACAGCAUCGCCGCCGAGGAGAGCACGCUCUACGAGAAGUACGGCAAGGACCACCCGGCGGUGAGAGACCCGGAGUCCAUACAUAAGCAGGGGUGGCAGCUGGGCAUGAAGUACUACUGGCUGGAGCAGGACAUCAGGCUCAACGUCACCAGAUUUGCUCCGACGCUCCACCAGCUGCUUCGGACGCUCCAGGAAUAG